Messenger RNA from Saprolegnia parasitica CBS 223.65, 270 nucleotides. RefSeq lists its product as hypothetical. NCBI's taxonomy places the organism in Eukaryota, Oomycota, Saprolegniomycetes, Saprolegniales, Saprolegniaceae. The annotation marks the transcript as partial. The transcript has a single exon. The record is from RefSeq and is a predicted model, not a curated record.
AUGAGCUCCGCCGCGCUCGCCUCGCAGCUCUCCAGCUGCCUCAGCGACGCCGGCGGCGACUACGCCUACUACGCCUGCGUCUUUGCAUCCGGCCUCUUCACAUCGCCGAGCUGCGACCUCGCGUGCUCGGGCCAUGGCUCGUCCGCGUGCUGCGACGCGCUUGCGACCGCGACCAAGUGCGUUGCCAAGACAGCAACUGCGAGCUGCAAGAAGGUCGUCGACAAGACCUUGUCGAGCAUCACACAGUGCGGCGGCCUCUCGUCCGCCGCC